AUGAAGUUCUCCCUUUCUCUUGCUAUGGCCACCCUGGUCUCCGCCUCUGUCGCCGCCGAGUCUCCCCUCCCCUCCGGCUUUCCUCCUAUCCCCUCCGGCUUUCCCUCUAUCCCCGAGGCCUGUCUAGAAAUCCCUCAGGCAAUCGGAUUCAAGCCCAUUAAACUUAUGAAUCAAUUCCAGCAGGAAGUCUGCGUGAAGAACUGCAGCGCCACCAUAAACCAGCACAACGAGUUCUUGGUCAACACUGUCUUCCCCCAGAUCAUUCCUGAUUUGGACAAGAAGCUGGAUAUCUCCACCAGCAACAAGCAGCUAUUGAACCAGACUCGCACCGAGGCUUUUGCUGCUAUUAGAAAGAGCUGUGAAUCAAAGGGUGACCAGCCUCUGUGCAACGAUCCCCAAGGUCUCUUCGAAUGGGGCACUUGCGCGAUGCAGGCCUCUGGUCCUAUUUACCAGAAGCACAUGAAGCAGCUGGCUGGAGCUCUCAAGAUUACUGAUUCUCAGUGUGAAAAACUUAAGGCUUUGGACUCUGAUGAGUCUGUCUGGAACAAGGUCAUCCCAGGCUACAUUAAGCAGUUUGCUGACCAAUGUGAGAGCAACUGA
This is a messenger RNA of Penicillium angulare, 600 nucleotides long. RefSeq lists its product as uncharacterized. Lineage: Eukaryota; Fungi; Ascomycota; Eurotiomycetes; Eurotiales; Aspergillaceae. The record is from RefSeq and is a predicted model, not a curated record. Bases 1 to 600 code for a protein of 199 amino acids. The transcript has a single exon.